ACAUGUAUGGAAUGGUGCUAUGCCCAGUGCCAGCAGGCUGGGCUCACCAUGGUGCCAGGUGCUAUCCUGGCACGAGGGAGGGACGUUUGCAAGAGGAAUGGACUUCUCAUCUUGUCUGUGCUAUCUGUCACCAUGGGCUGCCUCCUUGGCUUCUUCCUGAGGACCCGGCACCUCUCACCACAGGAAAUUAGUUACUUCCAGUUUCCUGGUGAGCUCUUGAUGAGGAUGUUGAAGAUGCUAAUCCUUCCGCUGGUGGUCUCCAGCUUGAUAUCCGGCCUCGCCUCUCUGGAUGCCAAGACCUCCAGCCGCCUGGGCAUCCUCACUGUGGCAUACUACCUAUGGACCACCUUCGUGGCAGUCAUCGUGGGCAUCAUCAUGGUCUCCAUCAUCCACCCAGGCAGGGCGGCCCAGAAGGAGGCGACGGAGCAGAGCGGGAAACCCAUCAUGAGUUCAGCCGAUGCCCUACUGGACCUCAUCCGGAACAUGUUCCCUGCCAACCUGGUGGAAGCCACAUUCAAACAGUACCGCACCAAGACCACGCCUGUUGUCAAGUCUCCCAAAGCGGCAUCAGAGGAGGCCCCUUCUCAGCGGAUCUUUAUCUAUGGGGUCCAGGAAGAGAACGGCUCUCACAUUCAGAACUUCGCCCUGGACCUGACCCCGCCCCCUGAGGUCAUUUACAAGUCAGAGCCUGGCACCAGCGAUGGCAUGAACGUGCUGGGCAUUGUCAUGUUCUCUGCCACCAUGGGCAUCAUGCUGGGCCGCAUGGGUGACAGCGGGGCCCCCCUGGUCAGCUUCUGCCAGUGCCUCAAUGAGUCUGUCAUGAAGAUUGUAGCGGUGGCUGUGUGGUACUUCCCCUUUGGUAUUGUGUUUCUCAUCGCUGGCAAGAUCCUGGAGAUGGAUGACCCCACAGCCGUCGGGAAAAAGCUGGGCUUCUACGCGGUCACUGUAGUGUGUGGGCUGGUGGUCCAUGGCCUCUUCAUCCUGCCUCUGCUGUACUUCUUCAUCACCAAAAAGAACCCCAUCGUCUUCAUUCGCGGUGUCCUCCAGGCCCUGCUCAUCGCACUGGCCACCUCUUCCAGAGGCCCUGGCCAUCCUGCAGGAGGAUGGAGGGCAGACACCGACCUCCCUGCCUGCAGCUCAGCCACCCUGCCCAUCACCUUCAAGUGCCUGCUGGAGAACAACCACAUCGACCGGCGCAUUGCCCGCUUCGUGCUGCCCGUGGGCGCCACCAUCAACAUGGACGGCACGGCGCUCUAUGAGGCUGUGGCCGCUAUCUUCAUUGCCCAGGUCAACAACUACGAGCUGGACUUUGGCCAGAUCAUCACCAUCAGCAUCACAGCCACGGCAGCCAGCAUCGGGGCGGCUGGCAUCCCCCAGGCCGGACUCGUCACCAUGGUCAUUGUGCUCACCUCUGUGGGGCUGCCCACUGACGACAUCACCCUCAUCAUCGCCGUGGACUGGGCUCUGGACCGCUUCCGCACCAUGAUUAACGUGCUGGGUGAUGCGCUGGCCGCAGGGAUCAUGGCCCAUAUCUGCCGGAAGGACUUUUCUCAGGACACAGUCGCCAAGAAACUGCUGCCCUGUGAGACCAAGCCAGUGAGCCUCCAGGAGAUCGUGGCAACCCAGCAGAAUGGCUGUGUGAAAAGUGUGGCUGAGGCCUCAGAGCUGACCCUGGGCCCCACCUGCCCCCACCAUGUCCCUGUCCAGGUGGAGCAAGAUGAGGAGCCAACUGCCACUGGCCUGGACCACUGCAUCAUUGAAAUCAGCGAGCUUGAGACCAGUGUCUGA
Molecule: messenger RNA, 1788 nt
Organism: Pteronotus mesoamericanus
Lineage: Eukaryota; Metazoa; Chordata; Mammalia; Chiroptera; Mormoopidae
Gene: SLC1A7
Product: solute carrier family 1 member 7
Exons: 11
Coding region: 7-1788 (593 amino acids)
Biological process (GO): L-glutamate transmembrane transport
Cellular component (GO): plasma membrane
Molecular function (GO): glutamate:sodium symporter activity; L-glutamate transmembrane transporter activity; neutral L-amino acid transmembrane transporter activity
Source: RefSeq, a predicted model, not a curated record